Molecule: messenger RNA, 1509 nt
Organism: Paramacrobiotus metropolitanus
Lineage: Eukaryota; Metazoa; Tardigrada; Eutardigrada; Parachela; Macrobiotidae
Product: protein arginine methyltransferase NDUFAF7, mitochondrial-like
Exons: 2
Coding region: 144-1478 (444 amino acids)
Biological process (GO): mitochondrial respiratory chain complex I assembly
Cellular component (GO): mitochondrion
Molecular function (GO): protein-arginine omega-N symmetric methyltransferase activity
Source: RefSeq, a predicted model, not a curated record
CGUUACAACAACAAACAAGUUCAACACUGGUAAUUAGGAAAAGUAAGUAGUUCUUCACCUAAAGUUAAAAAUUUAAAUUUUUUAGCAAAUCGGAAAAUUUAAUUAUCGUGCUAGUUGUCUUCUGUUGUUCUCCGAUUUUGAUUAUGAAGAGCAUAUUUAGAAGCAGUCUUCUAUCCCACUGGACGUCUAGGAGAACACAUCCGAGAAGCGGUCUGCUGGAAAAUGUCGCUCGUUGCCUGAAUCAAUACUAUUCCUCUGAUUCCCGUGAAAGCCUUCCGCGUUAUCAGGAUGACACCAAUCGACGCACCGAUAUGUCCGGGGAAUUCCGUCAGUACCUGGGACAGAGAAUUAAAGCAACAGGCGCGAUUACUGUCGCGGAGUACAUGAAAGAAUGCUUAACUAAUCCCAUGUAUGGUUAUUACACUCGUAAGAAUCCCAUCGGCCGUCAGGGUGACUUCAUCACUUCUCCGGAAGUGUGCCAGAUAUUUGGAGAACUACUGACACUGUGGUGCAUUAACGAGUGGGCCAUAGCCGGAGCUCCUACCGCGUUCCAGAUUAUCGAACUUGGCCCCGGAUCUGGAAUUCUCGCGUCCGAUAUUCUGCGCAUCGCUUCCUCUUUCGCGCAAGUCAGAAAUCACUUUACGUUGCAUUUAGUGGAACGGAGCCCGGCGCUUGCCGGAGUGCAAGCGCAGCGCCUGGGCAUUGUAAAUGUUGAAAGGAAGAGUGAGGAUGCCGUUCCGUAUCAACACGGUGUCAGUCAGUACGGUGUGCCCGUAUCAUGGUAUCUGCGCAUUCAAGAUAUCCCCAAAGCACCGGCGUUUAUUGUUGCCAAUGAAUUCUUCGAUGCGCUCCCCAUUCACAAAUUCCAAAAAACCGAGAAUGGAUUUCGGGAAGUGAUGGUUGAUUUGAACCGUGAAAACGGCCAGCUAAUGUUCGCGCUGGCUCCGCAAAGCACGCCCGCAACGCGAUUGAUACCGUCCCCAUGUAAACACCGCGAUCAUCUGGAGUUUUCUUUGGAAUCCGCUGUAAUAUUGGAUGACAUUGCUGACCGGGUAGCGGACUGUGGUGGCGGGGCGCUGAUUAUUGACUACGGCCAUGAAGGCACAAAAGGAGAUACGUUUCGCGGAUUUCGGGAGCAUCGUGUUGUGGAUGCGCUAGACAGUCCGGGUGGUACGGAUUUGACGGCUGAUGUGGAUUUCUCGAUUUUGAAAGCAUUACUGAAACCCAAAGCUGUAACUUUUGGUCCUAUUCUCCAAUACGAAUUUCUUGCCAAUAUGGCCUUUGAACGAAGAUUUGACGCACUGAUGCGAGCUUGCCGAAGUGAUAGCGAAAGGCAGCGUCUUGAAAGUGCUUGUGAUGUGCUGAUAAAUCCCGCCAAGAUGGGUGGACAGUUUUUUGCUUUUGCUGUUGUGGGCAAAAGUAGGAGCUCGCUAGGACAGUUAUCUGGUUUCACGGCAAUCAAAACCGAGGGGCAAUAAAAAUUGUGAAUUCAUGGUACUUCCAAGUUUA